AUGAAGGCAAUAUUUGAAGAAAAGAAGAGGAAAAGGACUGAAAAAGAGGAAAAUACUAAAAAAAAUAAAAAGGCGGUAAUAAAUAAAAUUGCACCGAAGGUAAAUGUAACAAACGGAAACUUACCAAAGAUAGAGAGGUUAAAAGCAAGAAGACCACAACCAGAAAGAAAGGGGCCAAAAAGGCAAAAAAAAAAAUUGUUUAAUAGUGAUGAUGAAGAUUCAUCUGAUGAUCAAAUUGACGAAUGUACAAUUUGCGACGACGAGUCAGAAUACUCAGAAGAGGAAACUUUAUGUGCAAUUUGCUUAGACACGGGAAAAAUAACCAUCAGUCAGUUGACGGGUCAACAGGGCGCCCUCGUGGUGCAAGCGUUCUUUGAGAAUAAUAGUUCUUAUGUCACUGUGCAACGUUUAUUUCGAGUCAAAUAUGGAUUCCGGCGUAUUAAUCAGUGCCCUAGUACUAAUGAAGCAAUGGUUGAGGAGGUUUCAAGAAACCGGUUCCACAUUGCCAACAAGACGUCAAGGUCGCCCGCGGACAGUACGAACAGAUCAAGGCAUCGAGGAAAACCGAAAGAGGAAGUGGUGGAUAAUGUUGAUGAGAAGAUAAGAGUUUUACGAAGAAAAUUGGCAGAUUUAGAAGCUACGCAGAUUAAAAAAGAUGGGACCAAGCGGUUCCGCCAGCAUGAUGAGAUCACCGGCGAGGUUGUCAGGCACGACGAUGUUGCCAAACCUGAUGAUAGAUGCCGACACGACGAUGUCGCCAAACCUGCUGUUAGACAAAGGCACGCUGAUGUUGCCAAAUCUCAAACAUGUUUGGAGUCUGAUAGUUCUAGUCGUCGUCCUGUUACGAGUCGUACGAGGUCUAAAUCGCGAGAACACGAGGAGGAUGUUCCGUAUCAAUCUUCGAAUUUUAACGACCCUCCGAGUCAACAAAAUAAUGAUGGAAAAUAUUCAAAUGUAGAUUCCGAGGAGGAAGCCUCGCUUGCAUCAUUGGCUCACAUUUUAAGGCGGCAGUCCGCUUUGUUAGCCCAUAUAGGCGCGAGGACGUCGCCUUUACCCCUCAGACUCAGGAUGAAGACUUUAUUAGUGACCAGUUAUCAUGGGUCAGUGGCGAUCCUAACUCUGAUUGCGCAGAUUAGCGCGGCUAUAUCGGCUAUUGGUUUGGCGGUUACUAACCUUUUGAAAAGGAAAAAGGAGCGGGAUGUAGGAGCUAUUCAUCAACUGGGCGAAGCUGGGAGGCUGCUAACUGAUUUAUUUCAUCAGGAGAAACUCUCGCGUCGAGAGCUAGCAGCACUGAACCUCAACAAAGGUCUGAAGGACACUUUUCUUAAUGCGCCAACUGAUGAAUCGCUUUUUGGGAAAGACCUAGAAGACAGGUUCGCCUCGAACAAUCCAAGGGCUGCGACGAGGCGGACGCCCGCAAUAUCAGCAGCCUCGACGAGAUCACAAAAGCCGGGACACAGGGUAUUACAAGCAGGAGAAGCAAACAGAGUAGGCGAGACACCGUCAGUAGAUUCUAAGGUUGGUAAAAUCGCUGCGCGGAACCAGCCGAGCUCCGCGACGAUGACAUCUGGAACCAGAAAGACGAUACGACGACAGCGCGAGGUCCGCCCACGCUCCCUCAACGACGACGGCGUCGAUGCAGUAUGCCGAGAUGAGGAGGUUGCAGGGAACAAGCAUCGCUGUGAGGGUCAGGUCAUAGGAGACUUGACUUCUCCAGUCCCACUCUGUCCGGCCACACAGGCCCAGGGUCAAGGUAGGUGCAGUGAUAUUGAUCUCCAUGUGACUUCUCCACCUGACGUUAAUUCCGCGCCGGUGGUACAGACAUUCAGCACGGCACCAGCUCUCGGUGCAAAAUGGGGAGCCUUCCUCGACUGUCUUGCCGUCUCCUCCAACCAAGAGUCUCAAAACUUAUUUGAUCGUGUCGCCGAUCCUAGAAUCGACAACAUAGAUUCGAAUCCGAAUCUCCAGGUCGGCCUCCCUGGCGAGGAUGCCGACGCGGUGCGACGUGCCGCGAUCGCAAGCACGCGUUUUACACGCGAUGCGAUCGUGGGCGCGCACCCCCAAGCGACCAACAGCGUUGCGAGGACUGCAGGGAACAGUGUGAAGCUGUUUACCAACACACCGGCAGACUACCGUCAGCUAGUAACCCUGCUAGACUCAAUGAAGGGGCCCUUCUUCACUUACCAACUGAAGGAGGAAAGGAUGGACCAGAGGGUAAUUCGAGGACUACCCAGAGAGAUGUCAACUGAGGACAUCAAAAAGGAUCUAGUGAGACAAGGGAUCGCAGACGCCGAGGUUCAACAGAUGAAGACCAGAAACACCAAGCAGCAGCUACCGCUCGACCGAGCCCAGCCAAUGCUACCGCUGCCAGCGGUACUGGCACACGCAGCGAAACUGCCGUCUCGCUGA
Molecule: messenger RNA, 2409 nt
Organism: Acanthoscelides obtectus
Lineage: Eukaryota; Metazoa; Arthropoda; Insecta; Coleoptera; Chrysomelidae
Source: the annotation of a GenBank genome assembly